GGUCGCUGGAUCGCCGUGGCCCAUUGGCCUGCCGCCCGUGCGUCGCCCAUAUCUACCCGGUGCGCGUUUGCGUGCUUUGGACUGCGGCCAUAUUUAGGCCGACCUCGCCCCCCUCCGGCAUGCCCGAUUGCUCUUUCGGCCCGACCCUCCUGCCGACCUCGCCCUUCGCCUAUUCGCUGCAUCUUGUCUGCCUUCCUGCCUCGCCAAGCCUGCGUCAAAGUCGGCCCGUUGUUUCGUCCAGCCCCAAGCCUCUCCCUUCACGUCACCGAUCCCGUCCCGACCCGUCAUGACUGCUCGCAUCCAUUCCGCCUAUAUAACCGUCGCCCCGUUGUCGGCGUCAAAGCAACAUCCCGUCGUCCUCAUCUCGGCCAAUACUCUCUUUGAUGAACCUGAAUCGCUUGGAUCCGAAUCCGAAUCUGAAUCCAAAGCCAUGAACCUGCCAUUCCCCAGUUCCCCCUCGCAAGACUUAUCGCAAGACCUAUCGUCGCAGACCUUGGACAGGACUCUGCCAGCAUCCCUACCCGGAGCCCUUGAGCAGGCGGCUCCAGAACGAGGCCGUCCAGUUGGAGUCCGUCGCCGGUCUCGAUCGCUGACUCCCGAGCGGCCCUCGAUCACUCCCCUGACUCUGUCUGCCCCUGUCGCCCGGACCGACGACCAUCCAGUGUCGAUCAGCGCCCCGCGUCCCUUCUCCGCCUCCGACAUUCUCCUGGCCGAGCAUGGCUUUUCACAGCCCACGAGCCACCUCCCGGUGCGCUAUCCGUUCGACACCGAGCGGCUCAUCUAUCGGAUCUCAUACUUCAAGCUGACCCAACCCAAGCGUCCUGUGCACCAGCGAAGUGCCAUCAUCUCGCUGAUGCUGCACGCCCUUGCUGUCCAUCCCGGCAUCGAGCUGGGCGAGUGGCAGUCGGGCUCGCAACAUGCCUUCCGAAUCUAUGCUCCUCCGAUCCGAACAACUCUCCACGACCGCCAGGUUCGACCGGCACUACGGCUCUCAAGCGCCCGCUUCCGCCGCGAGCUUGUCGGCAUCAAUGCAGAGGCUCAGGCUCUGGAGCGCUAUGUCUCUGCACCUGCUCCCGAUGGCUCCGCCGCCCUGGCCGCCCCGACUGCAUCCACCACUACCUCCAGCUCCAUCACCACCACCUCAGCCACCACCCUGGCUGUCUCGGCCAUGCCUGCCCCUUCCUCGGUUCUUGGACGCCGGCUUUCUCGCCUGCGCGUGAGCGUCUCCAGCAACACUCUAGAAUUCGACACCACAGCGAACCUGGCCGAGCCCACGCGGACAUCGUCCGUCAACUGUCUCGCCAGAGUCCCGCAGCCCGUGCAGGCUCCAAAGCGCAAGAUCUUUGCCACCGCCGAGGAUUUCAUUGGCGGCUCGGUCCCGCGAACAGCGGCGCUCUACGAGAUCCCCAUCCUCGUGGUCACGCCGCCGACCGAGUCUCAGUUUGUCGGGCCUGCUGCUUCGACCAGCACCGAGGCUGGCUUGGUAUCUGAACCCAAGGUCGGCUCGAGUCUUGCCACAGCCGCCAUUGUCUCCACCAGCCUGACCAGUCCGAUAGGCCCAGCCGGGCCAGCAAACCCAACGUCGACGUCAACGCUAGCGUCGACAUCGAUAGCGACAGAAUCGACAGAUCGGGUGAUCCCAGUCCGCCACACAACCGCUCGUUCCCGACGGAGCGGCGCUGUGGCAGAAGAGGACGAUACUGAUGGCUCGUCUGCCACCCGGCCCGCAGCCAACGACCUCGAGAACCAUCCCACCAGCAGCGGCCGCAACUUUUUGAGAAAACUCAAGCUGUUCCAUAACUUUACUGCCAACACGAACCUGCGCAGCGACGUCAUGCUCUAGAAAGCACAAUCGUGGAGAUGUCUGUGUUCUUGAACGCCGCUCCCAAAGCUCCUUCCUCCGUUCCUCCCACCACAGGGUUGUGUCUUGCGCUCUCAGUCGUCCCUCACGCACUACCCAGGGUCGCUUUCGCCGUCGCCCUUCGUUUGCUGGCCAUUCCAAACCAUGUAUCAUACUCUCCUUCCUCUCAAUACAGGUUUUUGUUUUUGGUUUCCA
Molecule: messenger RNA, 2056 nt
Organism: Polychytrium aggregatum
Lineage: Eukaryota; Fungi; Chytridiomycota; Chytridiomycetes; Polychytriales
Exons: 1
Coding region: 287-1843 (518 amino acids)
Source: RefSeq, a predicted model, not a curated record